CGCCAGUCUUCAUCCCGUAGACAGAAAUAACCAGAGUCUCCCUGUCAGUGGCGGCGCUCGUCCCCGCUUCCCGUCGCCGCCGCCUGCGCCAUGCUCCGCCUCCGUAGCUCCAUCCUCACCCACCUCCUUUAUUCUCCCGCCACCUCUCUGGGCUCCUCGGUGCAGCGCCUUCUCUCCGCAGCCGCCCCACGCAUUCCUCCAAGCCCUGGCUUUGCCGUGGACUACCUCGUCGAGAACUGCGGCCUCACCCGGCCGCAAGCCCUUAAGGCCUCCACUAAGAUCUCCCACCUCAAAUCCCCCUGCAAGCCCGAUGCCGUCCUCGCCUUCCUCUCCGGUCUUGGAUUCUCCACCGCCGACAUCGCCGUCCUCGUCGCCAAGGACCCGCAGUUCCUCUGCACUCGCGUGGAGACAACUCUGGGACCUAACGCCGUCGAGCUCACCGCCCUCGGAUUCUCGCAGACUGAGAUUGCGAGCCUCGUCUCGCUCAUCCCCGCCUCCUUCCGCCGCAGAUCCAUCGUCUCCAACGUGCCGUACUACCUGUCCCUCCUCGGUUCAUACGAGAACCUCCUCCGGGUACUCAUGAAUAGCUCCACCCUCCUCUUCGUCAGCCUCGAGAAGGUGGUCAAGCCCAAUGUCGCCUUCCUGCGGGAGUGCGGGCUAGAUCACUGUGAUAUUGCCAAGCUGUGCAUCUCCUGGCCACGGCUGCUCAGCGCCAACCUAGAGCGCGUCCAUGCGGCGGUGGCAUGCGCCGAAAGUAUUGGCGUGCCUCGUGGGUCUGGGAUGUUCAGGCAGGCGCUGCGCGCUGUUUCAUUCCUCAGCAAGGAGAAGGUCGCUGCCCAAGUGGACUACUUGAAGAGCACGAUGGGGUGGUCGGAUGCCGAGGUGGGCAUUGCUAUUUCUAAGCUUCCGAUGCUGCUGGUGAGAUCUAAGGGCAUUCUGCAUAUUCUGUCGGAAUUCCUUAUCUCUGAGGUGGGGUUGGAACCGGCAUACAUUGCUCAUCGGCCAGCAUUGCUCACUUAUAGCCUGGAGGGCCGGCUUAGGCCACGGUACUGUGUUUUCAAGUUUCUCAAGGAAAAUGGACUGCUAGGUCGGGACAGGAGCUAUUUUUCCGCAGUCACGGUGACCGAGAGGGUAUUCAUGGAGAAGUACAUCAUCCCUCACGAUGAAGCUGCACCACACCUAGCUGAAGACUAUGCUGCCGCUUGUAAAGGGGAAGUGCCUGCUAGAUUCAUAUUUGCUUGAUCCAAGAACGGUGUAUUGGAUUUUUUAAAUGCGUACUACACAACCAAGAUUUCUCUCUGAGCCGUAAGCUGGUUUGGCUAGUGCAAGUUGAUAUUGAUUUGUGAGUCCUGUUAUGUCCAUUACAUCAAUCAGUAGAGAAGAAAGCAUGGUGGUCGUGAACUGGUUAAUCCUCAUGUUAUAUUGAGUGUGAACCAGGCUAUUCUGCAAAUGUAUUGAAGCAUCAAUGAAUAGUACUAUGUCUGCACUAUUGAUUUCUGUGUGGAUACUGAUAUGGAUUAUGGAAGAAGCAGAGUGCUCACAAAUGAUCCUUGCAGUUUCCAGUGCAUCCUCUAAUCUAUCUUUCCAUGAAAGAUGUUCCUUAGUUUAGCCAUGGAGAUGAGAGUUUCAUUCUGACAUAACUCUGAACCUUUGUUUUUGUCGGGAACAAUUUUAUACUUAUUGAUGACCAUAACAAAUUGAUCACUGCUGAGGGUGCAGUUUUGAUUUAGUUUGUUAGUUGCUUGCUAUGAGUCAUGUAUCAUUGUCUGAAGAGAUUAAAUGGUGUGAAAGAAGUUAAUGUUUUACUAGUUUGUAUCUGUUUACUCCUUUAUAAUUCUCCAGUAUUUUUCUUUGGCCUAAUGGCUAAUACUUUCAGUUAGGGGCAAUUCAUGUCAAAACUGAAUAAGGCAGUAAUACAAUUUCUGAAAUACCACCUACUAUCUCCUCAACAUACCAUGGGUCUAUGGCUAGUAGAUACCAAGCCUCCUCAGGUUUACACUAAUCAAGGUCAUAUGUUCUUUAUGCUUCGAAAGUAACAUGUCUGAAU
Molecule: messenger RNA, 2047 nt
Organism: Lolium perenne
Lineage: Eukaryota; Viridiplantae; Streptophyta; Magnoliopsida; Poales; Poaceae
Product: transcription termination factor MTEF18, mitochondrial-like
Biological process (GO): regulation of DNA-templated transcription
Molecular function (GO): double-stranded DNA binding
Source: RefSeq, a predicted model, not a curated record